Molecule: messenger RNA, 271 nt
Organism: Leptosomus discolor (cuckoo roller)
Lineage: Eukaryota; Metazoa; Chordata; Aves; Leptosomiformes; Leptosomidae
Source: RefSeq, a predicted model, not a curated record
UCACCUUGCUCCAUCCCUCCCCUUACCUUCACAGAGGGAUCACGUUCGGCCCAGGAUAGAUCUGAUUGUGUUUAUGAUUGACAUCAAGAGCAAAUACAGCUUGAAGAAUGUCGAAGCUUCCCUAGCUCAUGUGGAUGCCAGCUUCUUCCUGGGGAAAGUAUGCUUUCUUGUCACUGGGGUUGGCAGGGUGAAUUACUGCGGUGUAGAGAUGAACGCCAUCUGGAAACUGGGAGAAGUCUACUGCAGUCCUGUGCUGUGCUGUGAGCUGGAG